UACCUGUCUGCCAAGAUCCGAUGGGCGCGGCUGGGAGCUGAGCCCACUUCUCUGUUAUGACUUGCAUGAGAAAGUUAAGCGAGUGGACUGAGAGUGACACGCCAGAACAUCCCACCACCAGCGCCGGGCUGGACUUCUUAUAUACUUUCUGCGCUGCUUCACCCAAAUCAGUUGGCAUACAUCUUGGCAAGCUGGAUUUUAACACGUCGUCUCUGUAAAAAGUGACGUGAAGUGUUUUUUUGUAAUCGACUUCGCUCAAGAUAACGUUGGAUGGACGAUCUAACAACAAGACAGAGAAACUUCUCAGACAUAUCGGGAGAAAAUGUCUUGACAGAAACUAUAAUUUCCUCGAGCAGACUGGCUUCCCUGCCUCCAAAGGGAACCAGUGGAUCAAAUCACAGGAACAUGUCCAGUGGUGGAGGAGGAGGAGGAGGAGGAGGAGGAGGAGGCGGAGGGCUGGAGAAGAAUGUCUUAACCCAGAACAGCGGUGGAAGUUUUUUCUCUUCAACCUCCGUGGGCGUGAACGCCAGCAGCAACUACAGCUCCUCUUCGGGGGUCUACCUCGGGGGGGACUCCUCCGGCGGCGGAAGCGGUAGUCGCGGCGUGGGAGGCGGUCGCUACGGCGACCUGGACGGCUACGGCAGCGGCGGGAACAGCAGCGGCGGCGGCUACGUGGUGACCUCCGUGUCCAAGGUCAGGUCCAGCUCCUCCGGGGGCGGCGGCACCGGGAGCGGGCGGAGGCUGCAGAGCGCCGGCCUGGCGGGGGGGCCGUCGCCGUCGUUCCGUGACAGGAAGAACGUGGCGAGCCGCUCCGGGGGCUACGAGGGAAGUUCCAGCGGCAACUCCUCACCAGAAUUGUCCCGCAAGGACUAUGGAAACUAUUGUGCCAAUGGCCCAAGAGGGCGGAGCCAGAGCCGAGAGAGUGAGAUCAGAGCCCGCCUCCAGAGUGCCUCUCCCACUGCCUGCCGAUGGACGGAGCUGGAUGAUGUGAAGAGGCUGCUGAAUGCUGGGAGGUCCAGCAGCGUGAGCCCCACCCGUUCCUCCACCCACUCCACCACCCUGCCUGUCCCCAGGAAGGCCACGGCCGAGGCCCGGGUCAGCAGCGAGUCCUCACAGACGGUUUCGACCCACUUUGAGAACAAACCCAGAUCCGGCACGUUUCCCAUCGGCUUCACCAACGGCCAUCACGACAUGGCCGUGCAGACGAGCCAGUCCACCCAGUCCGCCGCCCAGUACGGCUCCGAUGGGCUGAAGGUCUCCCAGUUCGACAGCGGUUUGAAAACCAACCACUACGACAUGAACGGGAAACUGGGCCAAUACGACAGUUUGAAGUCCGGCAUGUACGACUCCACCGUGACGUCCGACCACUACGACUCGGGUAUCAUCCCCGGUAUAUUCGUGGGCACCGCCAAAGCCGGCCAGUACAACGGCGGCACCAAGUCCAGCCAGCAGCAGUACGAGAUGACCACCAUCAGGUCCUCCGUGGGCCAGGACUCCAGCGCCCGGUCGGGCUACGGCUACGACGGCACCGCCCGCUCGGGUCAGUACGAAACGGCCACGCUGGACGCCAGCGCCCUGCCGCUCUUCAACUGGUCCACCAACGCCCUCCUCACCUCCCCCACCACCGCCGUCACCUCCCACGCCGCAGCCAACGUGGCCGCCGGCGCCGCCGCGGGCAGCACCAGCAGCUACGUCUACCAGAGCAGCACCAACAACAUGGGGGGCACCGGCCCCAUCAUCGGCACCACCCCGUCCUCCCUCUCUGUCUACGGCUUCCAGAACAAUCUGGGACCUACUUCGAGCACUGUGCUUACUACCAGCGGUGCUAACGUCACUGCCGGCACAGGGGGUUAUGGAGUACAGAAGAAUGUCUCCAGCGGUGGUCUCCUCAGCACUGGAGUCUCUGGAACCACAAGAGGUCAGACAGAAGAUUCGUACAAGAAGGACUUCAAAUACGUGAUCUUUGACAAGGAGAACGUUGUAGCCAAUAAGGACACAGAGGUGUUGAUCCUCGCCAAGGACAGCGGCAAGCAGUUCACCAGCAGCGGCAUUCAUCUAGGAAGCGGCUCUCUUUCCGGUGACUCCAUGAAAAAGGAGAAGAUGGUUUCCAGCUAUACUGAAGGAGCUCAGAUGAAACAAGCCGGCGGCAAUUACUAUGGAUCGUCUGGAGUUCUCAUGAAAGACAAGGCAACGUAUGCAGAGAUCCGGGAGGACGACGGCUGUGGGGGAGGAGGAGGGGCCUUCUGCUGCUGCGCCGACUCCUGCUGCUCCUGGUGGAAGUGGCUGCUGGGCCUCCUGCUGCUCGCCCUGCUCCUCCUCGGACUCCUCUUUGGACUCCUGGCCAUGGCUGAGGACGUGAGGAGGCUGAAGAACCGCGUCUCGGCCCUGGAGGCGGAGUCCUCGGUGGCGUCCGUGCGCUCCAGUCGUCUCUCGGCCUCAGACAACCAGAUCCACCUGAUCAACGCCGGUGGUGCCGGGGCUGGUACCGCUGGUGGUGCCGCCGCCGCCGCUGGUGCUGGUGGAGGUGUAGCUGCAGGCCAUGGUGGUGCAGGUGGUGGUGCAGGUGGUGGUGCAGGCGCUGGUCAUGCAGGUGGUGUUAUAGGGGCGGGUGGUGUUGGUGGAGGAGGAACAGGCACCCACUUAAACAACGACAUCACGCUGCACACGGGUGGAGGAACUCACGCCGGCACUGGGGUUGGAGUCAGCACUGGCUUCGCUGGUGGGGCUGGUUCUGUUGCUGGUGCUGGCGCUGGUGGUACUGGUCAUGCUGGUGGUGCUGGUUCUGUUGCUGGCGCGGGAGCUGGUCAUGCUGGUGGUACUGGCGGAGGCGGUGGUAACACUAAUAUCUACAUUGGUGGUGGUUAUGGUGGUUAUGGUGGUGGUCAUGCUGGCGGCACUGGUUCUGUUGCUGGUGGUUACGGAGGAGGUGCUGGUCAUGCUGGCGGUACUGGUUCUGUUGGUGGUGGUCGCUAUGGUGUUGGUACUGGUGUUAGUGGUGGUACUGCAUAUGGUGGUGGUACUAGUUUUGGUGGCACAUCUGGCACAUCUGUCGGCAGCGGAACUGCUUAUGGCGAUGGUGGUAGCGCUACCAGGAUCGGUGUCGGUACGGGUGUUAAUGUAGGUGCCGCUGGAGGCACUGGUGGCGUCAGUGGUGGAAGUGGUGGAGUUGGCGUUGGCAUGGGAACGGGAUAUGUUGACAGUCAAGUCCUUCAGCAGACCAUCCAGCAGAUGCUGCAAACUGAAAUGCAGUCGCACUCCUUCAGAGCUCUGAUAAUGGCCUCGUCUAGAGGAGAGAGAGGGGAGCCGGGGGCUAAAGGAGAUUCAGGAAGCCCAGGAUUGAAAGGUGAUACUGGAUUUUCAGGAACCCCAGGUUCUCCAGGUCAUGCCGGCCCCGAGGGGCCAAAAGGACAAAAAGGAAGUGAAGGGGAGCAUGGGUCAGAGGGGCCCCAGGGCAUCAGGGGCCGUGACGGGGCCACCGGCCCCAGGGGAGAACCAGGGGUCUCUGGCUUUGGAGAGAAGGGGGAGAGAGGUUCUCCAGGAACCAGCGGUGGCGCUAGCUCCACGGGCCCGCCUGGGCCUAAAGGUUCUUCUGGCACACCUGGGAUACCAGGCCAACCCGGUUCUAACGGCUACCGAGGAGAGGCGGGACCACCCGGGCUUAAAGGGGACAGAGGGAGUGGAUCUCCAGGAAUCAAAGGGGACCGAGGUGAAAAGGGACAAGGAGGUAAUACUGGUUUAUCAGGACUUCCGGGACUGGACGGACCGAAAGGAUCUAGAGGUGUUGCUGGAAUUGAUGGACAGAGAGGACCCGCAGGUGGGCAAGGAGCUUCCGGCCCACCUGGAAUCAGAGGACCCACAGGACCACCUGGAGAUGCUGGUAACACAGGCACCCCAGGGCUACAGGGACCACCAGGUAUACCAGGGACUCCGGGACACCCAGGAUCUAGGGGUCAAACUGGUGAACCAGGAAGAGUCCUCAAUGCAGCUGGCUCCAGUUCUGUGGGCAUCCCAGGCCCCCCCGGUUCUUCUGGACCCCCCGGACCUGCCGGAUCCCCUGGACUAUCAGGUCCCAUUGGCCCUGCUGGUCUUCCUGGCCCAGCUGGUCCUAGAGGUGCCAAGGGAGACGCAGGAAUAUCAGUGAGAACUACAGAGACCGUGAGCUCAUCCAGAGCUGAAAGACAGUUUGGGUCCUCUGCUGCUGGGGUCCCCGGCCCCCCUGGUCCCCCGGGACAGCCUGGGAUACCGGGACGUCCAGGGGAUUCGAUAUCAGGACCCCAGGGACCCCCCGGCCGCCCUGGAGUGUCAGGUUUUGGAAAACAAGGUCCUAAAGGAGAGAGAGGAGAACCCGGCGGCAGCGCUGUGUCCAGCUCAGGAACAUACUUCACUGGACCCCCAGGAACCCCAGGGCCUCCGGGACCCAAGGGGUCCUCAGGUUCUCCUGGACCAAUGGGAUACCAAGGUGAAAAGGGAGAGCAAGGAACGCCCGGAAGAUCAGGAAGCUCAGACAGAGUGGUGUCCUACGGUGCCGGUCAGGGGCUCCCAGGACCCCCCGGGCCCCCAGGCCCUCAGGGACCAAUGGGAUACAAAGGGGACACUGGAUCACCUGGUGUUCCUGGUAUCGCCGGCUCCUCAAGAGGCACCUACUCGGCCACCUCUGGGCCCCCAGGACCCCCCGGUCCCCCGGGCGCUCCUGGCCACCCUGGAUCCUUCUCCUCCUCCGUCGAGAUGCGGCAGUACAUCGGCGAAUACCUCAGCAGGAGCAGACAGUCCAGCAUCCCCGGCCCCCCAGGCCCUCCAGGGUCCCCGGGAAUACCGGGAACCUACUCCGGGUCCCUGGAGGAUUUGUCCUCUCGCAUCAUUGUCUACUUGCAGCGUUCUGGGUCUGGUUUCAGCGUAGGGGCCCAGGGCCCCCCCGGACCACCCGGCCCGCCAGGAUCAGGAUCACUCACCCUCAACGCUCUCAUCGCUAUGCUACAGAGGGACGACGUCAGAAGGUACAUGACAGGCCCACAAGGACCUCAAGGGACCCCCGGCCUCCCAGGCACGCCGGGGACAUCGGCAGGAGGCGUGGCCAACUAUAACGUCCAGGAGAUAGCCACCUACGUCUUCAGAAUCAUGAGCGAGAGAGGGAUGACCAACGGGGGACAGCCCGGCCCCCAGGGGCCCCGCGGCCUCCCCGGGCCCCCAGGUCCAGGCCAUGGAACCACGACCGCCACCAUUGACUACAACACUCUCACCAGAAACUCAGAGUUCAGGGCGCUGGUGGCCCGCGCCACGGAGCGGCCCGGCCUGCCCGGCCCCCCAGGGUUCCCAGGAGGCCCCGGCCCCCAGGGGCCACCGGGGCCCCCGGGUCUCUCCUCCACCUCCACCGUUUACGGGUCCUCGGGUCAGGGCGGCUACAGGAUGGAGGACAUCCAGAAGUACCUGCAGAGCUCCGGGUUCAGAGGGCUCCAGGGGCCUCCCGGUCCUCCCGGCCCCCAGGGGCCCCCAGGGCAGUCCUCGGGCGUAGUGACCUACAGUGGAACCCAGCAGCCCAGAGAAAUCAUCCGACUAGAGCUCCAGGAGUACCUCAGCAGCGACAACGUGCGGAGGGCCAUCCAGGGCCCACCGGGGCCCCCGGGCACGCAGGGCCCCAGGGGCUACCAGGGAGAACGCGGGCCCCCGGGGCCGGUCCAGGGCUUCCUCCAGAGCCAGAGCUUCUCCCAGGGAGCCUCCAACCGCGACUCCGAGGGCCGCGUGACCAUCGACGUCAGCACCCUGGCGGAGAACCUCGACUACUCCAGAGUGGCCUCCAGAGUGUCCGACUACAUCAGGGACCAAGGCCUACUGCAGGACUAUGUCAGGGAGGGGGCCGUGAGGACGACAGUCAGGGCCGUCCAAGGGCCUCCUGGGCCACCCGGUCCCCCCGGACCUAUUGGCUACAGCCGGGUGAUCGGGGCCUACGGCAACGUCACCGCUGACCUCAUGGAUUUCUUCAGGACAUACGGUACCGUCCCGGGCCCAAUGGGGGGACCUGGUCCCAAGGGAGACAGAGGAUACCCAGGACCCACUGGAGAAAAAGGAGAGACCGGGAAGACAGGGGCCCCGGGACUACCAGGGCUCCACACCAUCCACACCCAGCACCGCGUGGAGAAGAGAGACGCAGAUGAAGCCCGGGAGGUUCGUCGACAGCGCCGGCGCCGGUCCACUGGAGUCUAGCAUCUCAUAGGGAUAUGAUAUUUACACAUGCGUCUUUACACAAUUAUACACACAGGACAUACAGUACCAGUGGCUCAUGCUAGGCUUCCUCCGCUUGCCUUGUGUAGUGAAGUCCAGUGGUGAGAUACAGAGAAUAGAUUGCUAUGGCAUAGAGAAAAAAAAAAAGCAGUUUAUAUCAAAUGGCUUGAAUUUAGGCAGUGUUGCAGGUGCUUUUAAGGUCUGUGUUCUUUAAGGUCCAGGUCAUUUUUAUAAAAGUAUUUUUAGUGUUACGUUUGUUGUAUUUUCACUUUUUUAUCUGGUGAUAAGGCUUUGAGUAGGGAUUGUUUUUUGCAGAUAACCGUAGUUCUUCAGGCAAUAAUAAGCAUAUGAUAUUUUGCACUACGUUAGUCUUUCUUCCUGUGUUGACGAUUUUAUUUUUUAGUUAAGGCUCAAUUCAGUAUUUCGUUUAUAAGAUGUGUAUGUUUUAACCUUGGGUGUCCAUAAUACUUAAAAAGAACUACAACAUUUUUUAUUCAAGAUAGUUAGGAAUAUUUCCAGACAUAACAUUAAACCAAGCAAAAUGUCCAAGCCUCCUAUUCCCUUGAAGGCAAAGCACUUUGUUACAUACAGUAGGAGAAAGCAAAGCAUUCCUGGUGUAAAGCUGGGUUUAAAAUGUGCUUUAUUUUGGCCUCAGAGGAAUAAGGGUGGCUUCAGGUAUCCGUGAAGGAAAUUAACACCGAUCAACUAUCCCCUUGUAAGUUGAAUGCAUGCCAUGCAUUUGUAUUGGUUGCAAUCACGAGAAGGGCUAGUAGUUUUUAAUGGUAGCAGUUUCAGGAAAGCUGCUACCAAAGAAAACACAAUUCCCUUCCCGUUUGAAGAUGAACGCGAAGGUCCAUAUCAGCGCUAUAUAACUAGCAUUCCAGCAAAGUGUUGUUAGCCAGUAAAUCCUCCCCCUCCAUCUAGUUUUAGAUGUUGUUUUUAAAUCAUGAUUUUUUGUCAGUUUAAAAAAAUGGUAAAAAUAAUUCACACUUCAGAAGAUACUUGCAAUGCUAGGGCCUUAUCAUUACUGAUUGGAAUGUAUAUUUUUUGUAUGAGAGAUGAAAUUGUAUUUAAGUGACAGGAAAACAGUUCUAAGUUAUAAAAAAAAUUAAAUAUGGAAGCAAUUUUUCCCAGGUUAUAUUUUGAAAGGAUUAUGGUGUUUUGGUAACAUUUGCAAACAUGAUCCAAUUUCUAAGACACUUAAAUAAAUCUAUUUUUGGAAUUGUGA
This is a messenger RNA of Gadus macrocephalus (Pacific cod), 7444 nucleotides long. RefSeq names its product collagen alpha-1(XVII) chain-like. Bases 271 to 6198 code for a protein of 1975 amino acids. Lineage: Eukaryota; Metazoa; Chordata; Actinopteri; Gadiformes; Gadidae. The record is from RefSeq and is a predicted model, not a curated record. The transcript has 56 exons.